CCAGCCACCCCAUAGCCAUCUCCCAGCUGAGGCCUGAUCGUGACAGCUGACAGCAAGACCGCGGUGUGACAGUCGCAGACCCGGGAGGAGCCAUGGACACGGCAAUGUGCGUGUGCUCCCCGUGCUGCACGUGGCAGAGGUGCUGUCCACAGCUGUGCUCCUGCCUGUGCUGUAAGUUCAUCUUUACCUCCGAGCGCAACUGCACCUGCUUCCCCUGCCCCUACAAGGACGAGCGCAACUGCCAGUGCUGCCACUGCACCUGCUCAGAGAACCCCAAUUGCCACUGGUGCUGCUGUUCCUGGGCCAAUGACCCCAACUGCAAGUGCUGCUGCACUGCCAGCAGCAACCUCCAGUGCUACUACUACGAGAGCCGCUGCUGCCGCAAUGCCACCAUCUCCUUCCACAAAGGUCGCCUCAAGAGCAUCCGCACGUCUUCCAAGACAAUGUUGCGCAUCGGGGGCAGCAGCGACACGCAGCUGGACGACCCCAAGUCCAUGGCGUCGGGCGGGCAGCUGCUGGAGCACCUGUCAUGCCCUCUGUGCCACCGCCUGCGCCUGCACUCCUUCAUGCUGCCGUGCCACCACAGCCUGUGCGAGAAGUGCCUGCGGCGGCUGCAGAAACAAGCAGAGGUAACAGAGAACUUCUUCAUCCUGGUGUGCCCGGUGUGCGACCGCGCACACUGCAUGCCCUAUAGCAACAAGAUGCACCUGCCCGAGAACUACCUGCGUGGCAGGCUGGCCCGGCGCUACAUGCAGCAGCACGGCUACCUCAAGUGGCGCUUCGACCGCUCAUCGGGGCCCACGCUGUGCCAGGUGUGCCGCGGGCGCCGCCUGGCCUACAAGCGCUGCAUCACCUGCCGCCUCAACCUGUGCAACGACUGCCUCAAGACCUUCCACUCGGACGUGGCCAUGCAGGACCACGUGUUCGUGGACACCAGCCCCGAGGACCAGGACGAGAAGAUCUGCAUCCACCACCCGUCCAGCCGCAUCGUGGAGUACUGCCGCAGCGACGACGAGCUGCUCUGCACCUUCUGCAAGGCCUCGCUGCACAGCGGCCACGACACAGUCAGCCUGCUAGACGCCUGCUCCGAGCGCUCUGCCGCGCUCUUCAGCGCCAUUGCCAAGUUCAAAGCAGUCAGAUAUGAGAUCGACAAUGACCUCAUGGAGUUCAACAUUCUCCGGAGCAGCUUCAAAGCUGACAAGGAGGCCAAGCGCAAGGAGAUCCGCACAGGCUUCCUGAAGCUUCGCAGCAUCCUGCAGGAGAAGGAGAAGACCAUCAUGGAGCAGAUUGAGAACCUGGAGGUGUCGCGGCAGAAGGAGAUCGAGAAGUAUGUGCGCAUCACCACCCUGAAGGUCAACGAGAUGGAUGGGCUGAUUGCCUACUCCAAGGAGGCCCUGAAGGAGACGGGCCAGGUGGCCUUCCUGCAGUCGGCCAAGAUCCUGGUGAGCCAGAUCGAGGAGGGCAUCCAGAGCACCUACCGGCCCGACCCCCAGCUGCGCAUGCACGCCUGGCACUGCAUGCCCCUGGACUUCAGCGAGCUCUCCAGCGCCAUCCACGGGCUCUUUCCCAUGGGCCCCAAGAAGGUCAGCUCGUCUGGGGAUUCCCUGCCCUCACCCUACCCGAUGCACUCGGAGAUGAUGAUUAGGAAAGUCACCUUCAGCACCCACAGCUUCGGCAACCAGCAGAUAUACCAGCGCAGCUCCUCCCUGCUGUCCUUCACCGCUGGCGAGAAGGCCAAGGCUGGGCUGGAGGCGGGCGGGCGUGCACAGUCCACCGCCCUGGCCAAGCCCUCCGAGGGCCUGUAUACCUACUGGAGCGCCACGGCUGAGAACCAGUCUGUGCAGGGCGGCGGCAGCUUCCACAACUGGUACUCUUUCAAUGAGGGCACUGUGAGGACCCCGGGCCCCAUCAUCAUCUACCAGACUCUGGUCUACCCCAGGGCUGCCAAGCUCUACUGGACCUGCCCCACUGAAGAUGUGGACUCUUUUGAGAUGGAGUUCUAUGAACUCGUCACCUCUCCUCCCAACAACGUUCGCACUGAGCUCUGUGGCCAGAUCCGGGACAUCAUGCAGCAGAGCCUGGAGCUUCACAACCUCACGCCCAACACAGAGUACUUGUUCAAAGUCAGAGCCAUCAACGAUAACGGGCCUGGGCAGUGGAGCGACGUCUGCAAGGUGGUUACACCAGAUGGGCGCGGGAAGAACCGAGCCAAGUGGGGUCUGCUGAAGAACAUCCAGACCGCCCUGCAGAAGCGCUUCUAAGCCCCCAUCCAGGAGGCAGGGGCCUUCACACACACCACGGAGUAAGCAGACACAGGACACAAACAGGCAGAUGUAUUUUUCUCACCACUUCCUGGGUCCUCUGACUUCUUCUGGUAGGAGUCUUCUAAAGUCAAUAAAAGGAGAUGUCUGAUGCCACA
Erinaceus europaeus (western European hedgehog) is the source of this 2419-nucleotide messenger RNA. RefSeq names its product tripartite motif containing 42 (gene TRIM42). Gene Ontology annotation, molecular function: zinc ion binding; protein binding. The record is from RefSeq and is a predicted model, not a curated record. The transcript has 5 exons. NCBI's taxonomy places the organism in Eukaryota, Metazoa, Chordata, Mammalia, Eulipotyphla, Erinaceidae. Bases 93 to 2261 code for a protein of 722 amino acids.